CGCAAGCGCAAUAGAAGCUGUUGGACUUCCUGUAAUAUUUAUAACACACGUUUUGAUGGAAAGCUGACAUAAUUUUUCAAUAUGAAACCCAUUCUUUUACACGGACACGAGCGGUCAAUAACACAAAUAAAAUAUAGCAGAGAGGGAGAUUUAAUAUUUUCUGCCUCAAAAGACAACCAGCCCAAUGUAUGGUAUUCCUUAAAUGGAGAAAGAUUGGGAACUUUUCAGGGCCAUAAUGGAGCAGUGUGGUGUAUAGAUGUAAAUUGGGACACUACUAGGUUUCUAACUGGCAGUGCAGACAACACCUGUAAACUUUGGGACUGUGAGACAGGAAAGAAUCUGAACACACUUGAUGUCAAGAAUGCAGUGCGAAGUUGUGGGUUUUCCUACAGUGGAAAGUUGCUUAUGUACAGUACAGAUAAGACCAUGGGACACCCGUGUGAAAUCCAUAUAUUUGAUGUGAGCGACUCCUCACAAAUGAGAAGUGGAGAGCCUAUGAUGCGAAUCCCUAUUUCGGGCUCCAAGAUCACAUCAGCAGUGUGGGGUCCCAUGGAGGAGUACAUUGUAGCUGGGACAGAGACCGGGGAAAUAUGCCAGUAUGAUGUCAAGACUGGGGAGAAGAUUCACGAAGUAAGGGAGCACUCGAAGCAGAUCAAAGACCUCCAGCUGUCCCUGGACAGUACCAUGCUCAUCUCUGCAUCCAAGGACACCACUGCAAAGUUGUUUGACACAGCAUCCCUGGACCACAUGAAGACGUACAAGACAGAGAGACCUGUGAACUCUGCUGCAAUCUCCCCGCUCCAGGACCAUGUGGUACUGGGUGGAGGUCAAGAAGCGAUGGAUGUAACAACGUCGUCAACGAGGAUCGGCAAGUUUGAUGCCCGAUUUUACCACCUGAUCUUUGAGGAGGAAUUCGGAAGGGUCAAAGGUCACUUUGGGCCAAUCAACAGUCUCGCCUUCCAUCCAGAUGGAAAAAGCUACAGCAGUGGGGGAGAGGACGGUUAUGUACGUGUUCACUACUUUGACCAGGAAUACUUUGACUACAGAUUCGAGUUCUAGACCCAACAACUUCUGAGAUCUUUAUUGUGUGUCAAGACCUUUAGUGCUUAAAUUUGAAAGGAAAACCUGCAAAUAAUUACCAAUUGUGCAUAAAAAAACGUGCAGUUAAAGGACAUGACAGUUAUUUACUCUUUUGCGUGUCCUUGUGAAUUAUGUAAAGUAAUAGCUUAUUUAAAUAAAAAGCUGGAUCGAUGGA
Molecule: messenger RNA, 1255 nt
Organism: Mya arenaria
Lineage: Eukaryota; Metazoa; Mollusca; Bivalvia; Myida; Myidae
Product: eukaryotic translation initiation factor 3 subunit I-like
Exons: 9
Coding region: 82-1059 (325 amino acids)
Biological process (GO): cytoplasmic translational initiation
Cellular component (GO): eukaryotic translation initiation factor 3 complex, eIF3m; cytoplasm
Molecular function (GO): protein binding; translation initiation factor activity; RNA binding
Source: RefSeq, a predicted model, not a curated record